AUGCUCAGGAGUCGAAUUAACCUGGAAAGGACAUAUGCACAAGAGCUCAACAGGAUGGCAAGACACUCGCACCUCGGUGGGAGGGAGCACGGCACGAUGAAAACCGCGAUGGCAAGUCUCCGAUCACAGUACCUCAACACAAGUGUGCAACACCAGCAACUCGCCAAGAAUCUGGAAGAAGAUGUACUGCAACCCAUCGAGAUUUUGUACGAGUGCAACACUGAAAAAGCGCAAAACCUAACACGUCGAGUCAAUAAUGCCAAGAAGGACGUCAAGGCCCAAGAAGAUGCGUAUAGGAAAGACUACCGUGCCUUUGAUAAGAACUUUCGUGAGGCUUCUGCUGCGUUUUCAGCUGCGAUGAACUCUGGGUUUUCCAGUACACUUCUGGAGGAUCAGUAUCAUCGACGUAUUUCGCAGUUGGAAGACACGGAUAGUCCAGUGAAGACGAAAUUCUCAACUACACUGUCAACGCGGACAGAAAGAGCAUCAGGAACCGCAGCGUUGAAAUCGAUCCACAAUCGGAAACUCGUGAGCUGGUUGCUCCCAUCAUCGGAUAGUCAUCGAAAAGAAGAAAUGGCGAACAAUACGGUCAAGCAAAUGGCGGCUGCAGAGAGAUCAAGGAUGAAAUGUCAGCUAACGUGGCAAGAAGUGGAAGUGAAUCGAAUCCGAAUGUAUCGAACCGUCCAAGACGUGUUAGCAGAAUAUCAGCAAAUCGCGGAGGAUCGUAUCUUGAACAUCACUACAAAUCUCCGGAAGCAUGUCGUGUUUGCAUCCUCAGCUCUUGCAAACGAACAGUAUGACUGGCAGGCCAUUGCCCCCAAGUUGGAAGAUGUCGAUGUGAAGAGCGAUAUUCGAGACUUCAUUCGCUUCACACGUGGACACAAAGGUCGUAUCCGCUUGACAAGUUUGACUGUCAAUGAUCUGUGCAACAACACGACGCAUUUCCUGAUAGCGUCACCGUCCUCGAAGCCCUGUCGCCCACUGCGCAAAACUUGCCUCGAGAUCCGUGAUAUCUCGUCCAAGAAGGUUCCGUUCGACUACGAUGGCAACCAAGAGCUUCUCUGUAAAAGUUCUCUCGCUUGCAAAUCGAUUGCAGUGCAUCAUCUACGGACAACGAUUCGUCAGUAG
This is a messenger RNA of Phytophthora infestans T30-4, 1128 nucleotides long. RefSeq lists its product as uncharacterized. Gene Ontology annotation, cellular component: plasma membrane; cytoplasm. The record is from RefSeq and is a predicted model, not a curated record. Bases 1 to 1128 code for a protein of 375 amino acids. The transcript has 6 exons. NCBI's taxonomy places the organism in Eukaryota, Oomycota, Peronosporomycetes, Peronosporales, Peronosporaceae.